Molecule: messenger RNA, 3322 nt
Organism: Phoenix dactylifera (date palm)
Lineage: Eukaryota; Viridiplantae; Streptophyta; Magnoliopsida; Arecales; Arecaceae
Source: RefSeq, a predicted model, not a curated record
AGAGCAUUGCAGAAGGGAAAAAAAAAUUGACUUAGAAAAAGCAAGAAUCUGCUCAUGUAACGGCUGAAACUAGGAGUAAAGAAAGCAGAAAAGUUGUACCAAGAAACAAGCAUUUCAUGAGCUGCGCUGCUUCUACGCUGGCCGUUUCAGACAGAUCUUCCCUCGUCUCUUAUUGUUAUUAGUAUAUAUCCACAGCACGAUACUAUGCAUAUUAGCAUAGUAAUCGAUUUUAGCCAUUAUAGAUCAAGUAAAACUGGUGAAGAUGAGCUCAAAGAAUGCUGUCCACUGGCUUCUCAUCUGGCAUUUUAUCGCCACUUUUGUGAUUCUCCAGUGCUCAAGCCAAGUGGUGGGUGAAGAAUCACAGGUUCCAGCCAUGUUUGCCUUUGGAGACUCCUUGAUUGAUGAUGGAAACAACAAUUACCUAAGCUCCAUUGCGAAGGCCAAUUACUACCCUUAUGGGAUUGAUUUCUUUCAAGGGCCUACAGGGAGAUUUUGUAAUGGGAAAACCGUAGUAGAUGUCUUGUGUGAUCUUCUGGGUCUUCCAUAUCUCCCACCAUACACAAGUCCUGGCUUGAAUGGAACGAGAUUGCUUGGUGGAGUGAACUAUGCUUCAGCAGCCGGGGGCAUCCUUGAUGAGACCGGCCAAUACCUAGGAGAGAGGUUUAGCCUAAAUCAGCAGGUGCUGAACUUUGAAAACAACUUAAAUGAACUGAAGACACUGAUGGGUGGUGAAAGAAACCUGAGCCAAUACCUUGCAAGGUCCAUCGUGGUGAUGGUUUUUGGCAGCAACGACUACAUCAACAACUACCUUCUGCCACCUCAAUAUGCUACCAGCUACAACUACACCCCCGAGGAGUAUGCCAACCUCCUCCUCAACCACUACACCAGACAGAUACUGGCACUAUACAGCGUAGGUCUAAGGAAGUUUGUCCUGGCAGGAGUGGGGCCCCUAGGAUGCAUCCCCAACCAACGGGCCUCUGGGCUCACCCCAGCUGACCGAUGUGUUGAUCAGGUAAAUCAGAUGGUUGGUCUCUUCAAUGUGGGACUGAGAUCACUGGUCCAACAGCUGAACACUGAUCACCCAGGGGCAAUUUUUGUAUAUGGCAACACAUAUGGUGCUCUUGGAGACAUCCUCAACAACCCAAGCACUUAUGGUUUCACGGUUGUUGAAAGGGGUUGCUGUGGGCUGGGAAGGUUCCAGGGGCAGAUCACCUGCCUUCCAUUUUCUGUUCCCUGCCUCAAUAGGAGCCAACAUAUCUUCUGGGAUGCUUUCCACCCAACACAAGCUGUGAACUUAAUCCUCGGACAAAGGGCAUUCACUGGACCUCCUAAUGACAUGUACCCAGUCAACGUGCAGCAGCUGGCUCAACUGUAAUUGAAGGAACUUUCUAUAUGGUUUUUCUACUAGUAUUAAGUAUGCUGAAAUAUAAAGCAGAAGCAGUAUCUAUUUGAAUGUUUGUUUGGUUGCAUAUAUAAAAUAUAUUCAUGCGAGUUAACAGCUAGGACUGUGUGAAUCAGAACAAUGUUGCUUGGUACCUCUUAUUUCACAGUGUAAAAUACCAGAAACUCCAGUAUUUUUGGAAACUUCAUUUCUGAGUAGACUGUCUAACUUCAAGAAGUCAUGAAAUGCAUGUUGUCUAGUUUCAAAUAUAUAACUAAUUUUUUACUCUUAUGCAUGUGUUUAAAUGUGCAUUUGCAAUGAAAUCAUCUAGUCGUAUGCAUAUUUUCUAGUGUAUAUUAACAACUUAACAUUAUAAAACAGCAACUACUCAAACAGUAGAUAAAUAUAUCAUGGAGAUUUUUCCCUUACACAGCCUGUUGUAUGAAUCCUUGUACUCAAGGACAAAAAAUAGCGUCACUUGACACUAUUGUAUCCAAUGGAGCAGAUAAUAGGCCCAAAAAUUGCAGUGUACCGAUGAUCAAGAUGAGUAUUAACAGAGAACUCACUAUAGAGUGUCGCCGGCAAUACCUCAGAAAAAAGAUCAUCUCAGAGACUUAAUUUUAAGAUCUACGCAGAAUUUCAAUUGCACAUUGUUUAAUCUUUUACCCUCCAACAAAUGAAAAGGCCUUUUUUAGCCUUUUCUUCUGUUUCUGCCUGUGGCUUUCAGUUGUUAUUGACAAAAAAUCUCAGACACUGGGACUGAACGAUAAAAUGAAAAAAAAAAUGUUCUUUGGUGUAGUAUACCAACACAGCUCUCCCAGUGAUAGUAACAAAACUAAGAGGAAUUGAAUUUAGAAUGGCAGGUCUUGGAUUUCAUAUACAAUUGGAACAACAAACAAAUAUAACAACACAAGUUAAUCAAAUAGAAGCUUAAAUUGGUAAAAUAAAAGGGAUGUAAAGUUAAGCUGAAUAGUGAGCAAUGGGCUUCUACGCACUAAGAGAUCUUCACGACAAAAGUCAUGAUAUGCAAAAGUUUUCUAUGGUAUUAAUACACUUAUUAAUGUGGUAUUUAUGAUUUUUCUUCUGUAAUAUUACAUUAUAAUAAUAUGUGCAAGGGUAUGGUUUAAAUAUGAAAUGUUUCCGAAUUCAGUCAAAUGCAUUUCCCAAACAAAAAAAGCAGGAAGUAAACCAAUAAUCAUGUCAGCUAGAAGAUAGCAUUCCUAAUAUAUUUUAUGGUUAUCCAUUUAGCUGACCUGCAAAGACUCCGAAGCAAAAUAAUUUAAUUGGAAAUCACUAGUCACAGGAACCUGGCACAGUCAUUUUCGGCAGUUUACCACUAGAAUAAAGAAGUUGAAUAAGGAUUUGUUUUUAACUAGACAGCUUAAACUUCUAAACCGCUUAUGAACUACAAUGCCAUUAAGAGUUAAGAAUAAUGACUUCGAUACCUUAGAACAAGAGUAUGAACCUUAACUAAAAAGAAUUAUAGAUGAAGGUAUAAACCAUCGAAACUUGUGCAUUCCUCCAAGCAACUUGCAACAUUAACAUCAAAUUAAAUUCCUGGCAAGACAACUUCGUGUAAAGGGGUGACCCACCAUUAACAUCAAAUUAAAUUCCUGGCAAGAAUUUUUCUAAUCAAUGCCCUCAUCAUGGAGAGUAUCUAGGGCUAAUCCAAUUUUGCGUCACUAUCCCUCUUUGCCUACACGCCAAAAGAAAAGAAAAACGAUCUUUUUAACAGUAGAAUGUAAUCGUCAGGCAGGGUCUCCAGUUGAUACAAAAAAUAAACAGAUUCACUUCCCUUGUUUGAACCGAAAGAAUGGGGGGAAAAAUAAAUUAAUUAAAGAGCACAACUUUAUGUCCUAAUCAAAUAAAAUAUGCCGAUUUUCAGCUUUUACCUUCAAAUUUACCCAACAGUUAAGACAUUGAGAAGAAGAAGAAGAGCAU